AUGUCUGCUACGAAAGCCAUCCUGGUCACUGGAGUCACGGGCAAGCAGGGCGGCGCAGUUCUCAAGAAUCUUGCUACACAUCCAUCCAGUUCCAAUUAUACACUCCUAGCUGUCACUCGCGACGCAAGUUCAGCCUCCGCGAAGCGCAUCGUCGAAAAUCACCCUGCCGUCAAGCUCGUUCAAGGCAACCUAGACGAUGUCCCAGCGCUGUUCUCGGCGGCAAAGGUCGCGCUCAAAGAAGCUGGCAUAGAGCCACGAAUAUGGGGCGUCUACUCCGUCCAAGUAUCUACUGGCAAGAACGUCACUCACGAAGGCGAAGUCAGACAAGGCAAUACCCUAAUUGACGAAUCCCUCAAAGAAGGCGUCACGCAUUUCGUCUACUCCUCCGUCGAGCGCGGCGGCAACAAACGUAGUUUCGAGAACACGACGCCGAUCCCUCAUUUCCAGAGCAAAUAUGAAAUCGAACAGCACCUUCUCGAGAAGGCGGGGAAGCACGGGGAGAAAAUGGGCUGGACCAUUUUGAGGCCUGUUGCUUUCAUGGAUAACUUGGCGCCCGGCUUCCCGACAAAGGUCUUCCUCGCUGCACUCCGAGAUGGGCUGCGGGGCAAGCCAAUCCAAUGGGUCUCAGUUGAAGAUAUUGGUAUCUUUGCCGCGAGAGCAUUCAGAGAGCAUGAGAAAUGGAAUGCUCGCGCCGAGGGACUGGCAGGCAGUGAGCUUACAUUGGACGAAAUGAAUGAGUGCUUUGAGAAGGUGAUUGGAAUUCCAGUGCCUGCCACGUAUGGAGUUUUUGGGUCUGCGCUAAUGUGGGCGGUCACCGAAUUGAAUCUUAUGAUUACUUGGUUUGCGACGGAAGGUUAUGGUGCUGAAAUCGACAACCUGAGGAAGGAAGAGCCGAAGCUGUGCGAUUUCGAGACUUGGUUGCGUGAGAGGAGUGCUUGGAAGUCGCAGGCUAUUGCGAGGUAG
Messenger RNA from Cucurbitaria berberidis CBS 394.84, 963 nucleotides. RefSeq names its product NAD(P)-binding protein. The coding region runs from base 1 to 963 and encodes 320 amino acids. The transcript has a single exon. The record is from RefSeq and is a predicted model, not a curated record. Lineage: Eukaryota; Fungi; Ascomycota; Dothideomycetes; Pleosporales; Cucurbitariaceae.